Molecule: messenger RNA, 2533 nt
Organism: Brassica napus (rape)
Lineage: Eukaryota; Viridiplantae; Streptophyta; Magnoliopsida; Brassicales; Brassicaceae
Product: COBRA-like protein 10
Exons: 3
Coding region: 260-2245 (661 amino acids)
Biological process (GO): cellulose microfibril organization
Cellular component (GO): membrane
Source: RefSeq, a predicted model, not a curated record
AGGCUCAUAUCAAAACUACCUAUUAAGAACUUCUCUUCUUCUCCAACCACCUUCCUUGCUUUGAAUUAAAACUAUUUCAUUUCCAUCUUUUUACAGGUUUUCUUCAAUCUGAAACCUUAAUCCUUCAAUUCAAUCUUCUUCGUCUCUGUCAAAGGCUUGGUCGAUUCAUUGUAUUUUCUUUUGUCCCGCUGCCUUGUGGUUCAAGUAAUCUCAAGGCGGUGAGGAAGAAAGAGUUCAUACGAUUAAAGUUAAAACGGGAAUGAAGAUACCUUGGGACACACGCUAUUCAUUAAGUCUAUUGAUUUUAUUAUCAUCAAUUCUUUUCCUAUGCAACGGCCAAGAUUAUGGAACACCGACGGAAGACGGAGCAGGAGAGCCGCCGCCCGAGAUGGCGCGUUGCAACGGUAUCUUCAUGAGCUACAGCUUCGGCAGCCGCGAGAGAGAGUACCCUCACGUCAAGAACGUGACCGCUCAAUCGUGGGCGUUUAAAUCGACGGCAAUGAUUGUAAACGCGGGUAAGGAAGAGCUCACGGGAUGGCAAAUGUUUAUAGGGUUUCGACACAAGGAACUGAUCGUUUCUGCGACUGGUGCGGUUCCAAUGGACGGUGAUUUUCCUCUGGAUGCUAGCAAUGGAACCACGUUCGUUGGAUCGCCCAACACGGAUUUGAAAACAUCGAUUUUAACCGCAGGUGAUUUCACUCAGAUAUCGACGAAUAUCGAAAUCACCGGGACUCUUUUCGGGGUUGCCAAGUCCGUGAUGCCUAUGCCGAAAACUCUUAAGCUCAUCAACGACGGUUGGGAAUGUCCUGCCGCUAAGAGAAAAGGAGGCAAUAUGAACGUUUGUUGCAAGAGAAACCCUAAGUUCAAGGUCAAGACAGGGCCAAAGACAAAGUUUGCACCGAGAAGGCACGGUGAUCUGAACAUCGUUUACGAUGUUAUUCAAUCAUUCAGCAGCAACUACUUAGCCCAAGUGACAAUCGACAACGAUAAUCCACUCGGGCGGUUAGACCGUUGGAACCUGACUUGGGAAUGGAUGCGAGGAGAGUUUAUAAACACCAUGAGAGGAGCUUACACUCACAAGAGAGAUCCCUCUGAAUGUCUUUACAGCAAAGCUGGACAGUACUACAAGGACUUGGACUUCUCUCAGGUCAUGAACUGUCAGAAGAAGCCAGCCAUUUCCGAUUUGCCUCCAGAGAGGAAGGACGAUAAGGUGAUGGGAAAAUUACCUUUCUGUUGCAAAAACGGAACUCUUUUGCCACCUCUGAUGGAUCCUUCCAAAUCUCGAUCCAUGUUUCAGCUGCAGGUUUGGAAGUUGCCUCCUGAUCUAAACAGAACAGCUCUAUACCCACCUCAGCACUGGAAAAUAGACGGAGUUCUCAACCCUCAGUACAAAUGUGGGCCACCGGUUCGGGUCGACCCGUCACAGUUCCCGGAUUCUAGCGGUCUACCGGCUGUAACCUAUGCAAUCUCCAGCUGGCAAAUUGUCUGCAACAUAACCAAACCCAAAGCACAAGCCUCACGAUGUUGUGUCUCAUUCUCUGCCUAUUACAACAACUCCGCUAUUCCUUGUAACACUUGCGCUUGUGGAUGCGAUGACAUCGAUACCAACACAUGCAACGCUGACCGUAACCCUCUCCUCCUCCCUGCAGACGCCCUCCUUGUCCCCUUCGAUAACCGAACCCUAAAAGCUAAAGCUUGGGCUAAACAAAACCACAUGCCGAUACCUAAGAAGCUCCCUUGUCCUGAUAACUGUGGAGUUAGCAUUAACUGGCACGUUAACACUGAUUAUAGAAACGGUUGGACCGCGAGGUUAACUGUUUUUAACUGGAGAGACUUUGCGUUUGAGGAUUGGUUUGUGGCCGUUGAGAUGGGGAAAUCAGGGAAAGGGUAUGAAAACGUUUACUCCUUUAACGGCACACGUGUUCCACCGAACAACCGAACUGUUAUGUUCCAAGGGUUGCCUGGUUUGAACUACCUUGUGGGUCAAGUUAACGGAACGCAUCCAUUAAGAGACCCUCCCGUGCCGGGCAAGCAACAGUCUGUUAUCUCGUUUACCAAGAAGAACAUUAAUGAUUUGAAAAUAGCUGAAGGUGAUGGGUUUCCGACAAAGCUUUUCUUUAAUGGAGAAGAAUGUGCGCUUCCUAAACAUUUCCCAAAGAAGAGCUCAGGACAUAGAGGCGGUAUCAGUGUCUUGAUGUCACUUGUUUUCUCUAUAGCAGUGGCUUUUGCACUGAUGAUGGACUAAUUACUGAAGACAUAACUAAAGCUAGUGUUAUUGCAACAGAGAAAGGAUCAAGAGGAGCAGAUGUGGAGAGAUCUUUGUAAUAUGAUUGAUCUAAUAUUGAACCAAAAAAAAAGGACUUAUUGUAUUAAUACUUUUGUUUGGUCUAUAAAAGUAUUCAUGUGUACGUUUGUUGUUCUCUCUGGUAGCAAUCCCAGAAGCUCAGAACAAUGUCAGCUUCUUUUUGACAUGAAGAACAUUUAUUAGUCUUUUAAUUUGAAGUCCUUUUAAUUAUAUAUUUUUUUAAGUAUU